Lycium barbarum (goji berry) is the source of this 2276-nucleotide messenger RNA. RefSeq lists its product as uncharacterized. The record is from RefSeq and is a predicted model, not a curated record. The transcript has 14 exons. Lineage: Eukaryota; Viridiplantae; Streptophyta; Magnoliopsida; Solanales; Solanaceae. Bases 369 to 1847 code for a protein of 492 amino acids.
AUAUAUAAACACACAAAGUCUCUUCAUAACAUCCUCUCAUACCCUUUCCAUCUAUCUCUUUGCAUAUGUGUCUACUUAUUAUACACACAUAAACAUUCGUGCCCACUUUACCAUUUUGUUUUUUUGAGGGUACACAAAAAUAAAGUGCCAAAAAUGGUGAAAGAUUUAUUCUGCAAGAAUUGGCACCAUUAAAGAUUGAUUCUUUACAAGUUCCACAGAGAUUCUUGCAAAGGGUGUGCCUCAAAAUGGUGUAAAAAUAGGAAUUUGGGUAUAAAGAUUGAUUCUUUACAUCAAAAUCUUGAAAAUUGGUGUAAAGAUUAGGACUUUGGGUAUAAAGAUAUAAAGGGUAUAAGCAUUUGCUCUAAAAAAUGGGAUCUUAUCAAUUAAUUAGAGAGAAAAAAGGUAUUAAUGAUGCAAGAUUAAGAUGGGAUCCACAACAAGGUGAUGUUCAAAUUCAAUCAGAAACCAAGAAUUUGUCACCUAGUAGGAUUGAGGUUAUUACAAGUGAAUCAACAAAGGAUAAUGAUUUGGAAUUAGCUUUUCAGAAAUUUGCUGUAUCAUCACCAAUAUCUCCAUUGUCUACUACAUUGCCUAAAUCAAGUGGUGAUCAUAUUGGUAAUCACCAUUUUCGUAAGGCUAAUAAGAAUGGUUCUAAUGGUCGCCUUCUUUCUCUUGACAUUUUUCGCGGGCUCACUGUUGCGUUAAUGAUAUUUGUGGAAUACGCCGGUGGACUUUAUCCUGCUAUCAAUCAUUCACCAUGGGAUGGUAUAACCCUGGCAGAUUUCGUCAUGCCAUUUUUCCUCUUCAUUGUUGGAGUAUCACUUGCACUUGCAUACAAGAACAUGCCCUGCAGACUGACUGCGACUAGAAAAGCAGUGCACCGCGCACUUAAGCUUCUCAUCCUUGGACUCUUUCUUCAAGGAGGCUAUUUUCAUGGUAUAAAAAAUCUAACUUAUGGAGUGGACGUUGAGAGAAUCAGAUGGACGGGUAUAUUGCAGAGAAUUGCAAUAUCAUUUUUGUUGGCAGCAAUGUGUGAAAUCUGGCUUAAGGGUGAUAAUAAAGUCAAUUCAGGACAAUCUUUGUUGAAGAGAUACCAUCAACAAUGGGCCAUGGCUAUAAUGGUUACUGCUUUAUACCUUUCUUUGUUCUACGGUUUAUAUGUUCCUGACUGGGAGUAUCAGAUGCCAAUGGACAGUUCUUCUUUGGAAGCAAAGAUAUUCACAGUGAAAUGUGGUGUACGGGGAGACAGUGGACCAGCAUGUAAUGCUGUCGGAAUGAUCGAUCGAAAAAUAUUGGGUAUUCAACACUUAUAUACAAGAGCCAUAUAUGGACGAUCAAAAGAGUGUAGCGUCAACUCUCCUAACUACGGUCCCCUUCCUCUCGAUGCUCCAUCAUGGUGUCAAGCCCCUUUCGACCCAGAAGGACUUUUGAGUUCAUUAAUGGCUAUUGUAACUUGCUUCAUCGGUUUGCAUUACGGGCACAUCAUUGUCCAUUUCAAGGAUCAUAAAGUUAGAAUUCAGCAAUGGCUGAUACCAUCAUCUUGUCUCGUACUGCUAGGUGUAACAUGUGACUGCCUCGGGAUGCAUGUAAACAAGGUUUUGUACUCCUUCAGUUAUAUGUGUGUUACUGCGGGUGCUGCUGGCUUUCUCUUCACUGCAGUCUAUAUGAUGGUUGAUGUGUGGGGAUAUAGACACUGGAGCACAGUACUGAAAUGGAUGGGAACGAACGCAUUGCUGAUUUACGUUCUUGUAUCGUGCAACAUCCUUCCGGUUAUUUUGCAGGGAUUCUAUUGGAGGCGGCCUGAUAAUAACAUUCUCACAAUGAUUGGUAUCGGACCUAAGAAGUAGAAGACAAAUAAAUGGGCAUGCUGAGGCGCUAAAGCAUUUGUCACCAAUGCUCGAUAAUUUUUUGCGGAAGUGAGCUUUAGAGCUAGUACGAGGCAAAUCUUUCCAACUUACGCGUGACACUCUCUAUAUGUAAAUUUAUGUAUAUGUAUAAUUGACUAUGAGUGCACAAAACACACACACACGACGACAUAUUUUAUUAGCUCGAUCAAUUGACAGAAAUGCGGUUUUAUGAAUGAGAAAUCUGCUCAUAGAAGCAGCAGAGGUAUUACCUCAGGACGAUGGAGAUAUUCUCUAUGGAAACUGCAGUAGUUAGUUGUAGGUCAUCCAAUGAUAUUGGCUCUCAUUAUACUACUUCUUGCUGUAUUGAAGGCCAUAAACAUUUUAAUCCCAGACUAGUUGGGACCGGUUAUAUGAAUCAGUUGUUAUCUA